AGUGCGCGUUCACGAUCCUCAGCUCUACAGCAGGCAGCAGUCGAGAGCGCGCUCGAAUACCGGCUUCAGCCGGUAUAAAUUCUGCCAAGCUUCAGUGAGAGGAAACAGAGGCAGAGACCGGCCAGAUAAUACUUGAUCUAGCAUAAUAUCAGUAUUUAUUAAGUUGUUAAUGUAGUCGAACAUAAACUAGGCGACUAUAUAUAUCUGCAGGGGCUUUUUCUCUUGGUUGUAAGUGACUCUCGCGCUCCACAGAAGAGACUGCGGAUGCUCAGGGCAGAAACCAUGUCCUCUGGUUUAACACUUUAACAAAGAAGCCAGCUAGAGCCGUUGGUUUUUGUGUUCAUUCAAUAUUCCGAGUUUCCCCAGUUUCUUCAACGUCUCGAAACAUCAGUGUCCAUCAUGACAGGAUUGAUGUCAGGCCUGAAGGGCUGCAUCAGCCCUAGUGUGUACGCUGAGGUGCCAGAUGGAGGCUGGGGCUGGAUGGUGGCUGCCGCCUUCUUCUUCGUGGAGGUUUUCACUUAUGGCAUCAUCAAGAUUUUUGGGAUUUUCCUCCAGGACCUCAUGACAGACUUUAAUGAAACCAACAGCAGAGUGUCUUGGGUCAUCUCCAUCUGUGUCUUUGUCAUGGCCUUCACAGCUCCUCUUUCCACGGUGAUGAGUAACCGCUUUGGCUACCGGCCUGUCGUCAUGCUCGGUGGACUCCUGAUUAGCCUGGGCACAAUCACAACGGCCUUCACCAAAUCCAUCACUGAGAUGUACAUCACCAUGGGAGUCGUUGCAGGCCUGGGUUACUGCCUUACCUUCCUGCCUACAGUCACCAUCCUGUCGCAGUACUUCAGCAAGCGCCGCUCCCUCGUCACAUCCAUAGCCUCAACUGGAGAAUGCUUCUCCCUUCUAGCCCUCGCACCAGCUCUGAACGUGCUGAAGGAGCAGAUUGGUUGGCGUUACUGCUUGAUCGUGAUUGGGGUUAUGCAGGCCUCAAUCAUUGUCUGUGGGGCUUUGCUGAAGCCAAUAGUCAUUAAACCCAAACCUGCCACGCCAGAGGGUUCCCCCCUUAAAGAACCUGAAUCCAAAUAUGACCUGGAGAAUGAAUUCACACAUACCUCUAUUGGCUCUGUGGACUCAGGGGUCCAGUCUGUCACCUCCUCCCAGAUCAACCUGUCCGAGGGCCAGGAAUCUACAGAGCAGGACUCUGCAGAGAAAAAAACACUUAGGAAAAAAGAAGAAGGAGAAAACAUUGAAGACGAGCUACCAGUGCUACCUGAGACCUCAGGGGUCUCUAGGCCCAAGCUGUUGGACUUCUCGGUGCUCAGGGACGCCAGCUUCAACUGCUACGCACUGUUUGGCCUCUUCGCCACACUGGGCUUCUUCGCGCCACAGCUCUACAUCAUUGAGCUGAGCGUGAGCCGUGGCGUGUCACGUGACAGCGCCACCUACAUGCUCUCGGCCAUGGCCGUGGCUGAGAUUCUAGGUCGUCUGUCCAUGGGUUGGGUCCUCAAUCGCAGGCCCAUUCGCAAGAUCUACAUUCUGCUGAUUUGCACGGUGCUGCUGUGCCCGGUGCUGGUGGUCUUCACCUUUGUCACCGAGUUCUGGGGGCUCAUGUCCUGCUCCUGUUUCUAUGGCUUCCUGCUGGGCACCGUGGCCUCCAGCCACAUCCCCAUGCUGGCUGAAGAUGACGUGAUUGGUAUUCAGAGGAUGUCAUCGGCUGUUGGCGUCUACGUCUGCAUCCAGAGCUUUGCGGGACUGGCCGGUCCACCUCUAGGAGGUUUUCUUGUAGACAAGACUAACAAUUACGGCUCAGCCUUUUACUCCUGUGCGGCUGGGAUGGGAGUAGGGGCUCUGUUUCUUGGACUGGUACGUCCAGCCAAAUCCGGCCUCUGCCUUGGGAGGAGGAGGAGGAGGAAUGACCAGCAAACACCAGACAGAGACUCUACCUCACAGGGAAGUGAUGAUGGCACUGCUGACUUUGUAGAAAUGGACAUGGAGAAUGACAACAGUCCUGUAAAGUCCAAACCUUGGCCAGUAUGAAUACCGCCUCACCUCAAGAGUAAACAUACUCUUUAUCCUCCACUUGAAUGACCAUCCCAAAGGUUGCAAUACACAAAUCCUGAUCCAACAGGGUAAAACAGUCACAAAUCAAAUGUUAUGUCAAUUAAAGGAGAGUUUAAUCACUCUUCAUUGCACUUCUGCUGAACACCCAAUCAUAACCCCCAAAUCAAGUUUACAUAUUUGGUGUUACUCGUUAUUAUAUAUUGAAACAGGAAAGCUCCUUUCCAGUCAUGCUGUGGAAGUACGCAUACUACAGUCUCCACACACUUUUAGAGAGGCAAGAAUUAAACCUAUUAAGUGUUCAAUUCUUUAACUCUCAUUUACCAAAGUCUGCUAAGUGUGAAGCUCACUAUUUAUUUCAUCAUUAUUUCAACCAUAAAUCAUCAUAACGCUCAGUUCUCAGCUUUAACGUCUUAAAAAAAGAAACCUCAGGCUGUUUUGCUGCUUAAAGUGAGGCCAUGAUGCGUAUUUAUAUUGCAUUAGGUUGCAUAAACCUCAUUCAGAGUUAAAGGUGAGAAAAAGCUGUCUAGUGUUUCAGGGUUGCACGUCAUUUGCUUGCUUGGGUCUCUUGUUCAAUGUUUUGACUAGUGUUGCUAUUGCAAUGAUGGCAACAUCUCUUUGCUUUGAAACAGAGGGGUAACAUAGCUUUGAUGAUGAUAAUGCAUGAUUUGCACCAUUUAUUCUCAAACAUUCACUAUUAAAGAUGAUGCAGAUUGUGACGUAACCUGCUUCAGAGGCAAGUCUUCCAUCAAGAGUAACUCAUCAUCAGUCAGAACAUUUUGAAUGAGGGAUGAAUGUCAAAGGCUUCUGUCCUCUGAAUUCCUGCUCAGAGAUAUAGGCUAGCUAGAAACACAUUCAAGAGUUUCUAAUAAGAAGUUACGGCUAUAGAAUGUUAUGUUACUGCUGUAAUUUGGAGUGCGCCGUCUGUGCCUUGUCAUAGAAUUCUGAGGAAUCAAGAGCUUGUGAAUUGAAACGGGAAACUAAGGCCCCGUUUACUCUAGUGCGUUUUCGUUUUAAAACGCAUACGUUUUGCUACGGUUACGCCUGUCGUUUACACUACGCUGGCCGUUUCGAACCUCAAAAAUGGAGACUUUCGAAAACGCUGCAGACUCCGUUUUAGUUUGAAAACGCCGGGGUUGCAUUUCAGUAUAAACGGACCAAAAUGGAGACUUUUGAAAACGAUGGCGUGACUGCCCACGUUCGUUCUGCGUAUCCUUGACGACCGUGUAAACAAUAACAUGGAGACUGAACUGCAAUCUUUGCUGGCUUUGUUGUCAUUUUUAGCAGCCAUUGUGCAAUUAAACUAAGCAUAUUUUUAAUACUGCAGCUGCCUACAUGCGCAAGAGUCAACUGUUUUACACUUGUACGCGUAUACCCAGUGUGCGUGAACGGUCAUGUGACAUGCGUUUUCAGCCUUGUAAAGUAGACGGAGAUAGUUUCUGAAACACUGUGGAAAUGCCAGUGUAGAGGAACGUUUUCAUUUUUGAAAGCGCCGUUUUAAAACAAAAACGCACCAGUGUAAAUGGGGCCUAAAGGGGCAGUUCACAUAGAACGCAUUCUUGUGUUUAAAAGCAUUAGAUUCAGUAUCUCUCGAGAUGCGUUUUUAAAAAGUUACGCUGAAAACGCCACAGGAGGCGGUGCAACAGUCAAAGAUGUCAGUCUAGCGCAUGUUUAUGUAGAAAAACAACUUCCCCUCUCUUUAGUUGCAACAUCUUUUCUCUGAUGACCUGUUCACUGGCACAAGAGUGGGACAACAUGUCAUUUACAUGGCAUCACUCAACGAUCCAAUCAAUUCCCGAUGGACAAAAUUAAGUCCUGCCCUACAUUGUUACUUGUUCGAGAAGUCGCUUUACUUGGAUACACGUCACAAUAUUAAAGAAAACACCUUCACAACUUCUGUUUUAUGCCGACUUUAAAAGCGGCAUAGUGGAAGGCAAAAGAAAAAGAUGUGGCACGGAGAGGAGGAAUGAAAAAGAACGCAGUCUUGAGACGUGUAAACGGAUGAAACUAAUGCGACACAAAAAAAACGUCUGUAAAAAGUAUCGCAGUGGAGUGUGAUCUGUGAGAACCGGCCUCAAGAAAUGAGCUGAAAACACAAAACACUGGAUGAGUAUCAUGACUAUAGUAUUUUUUUAAUGUGUAAUUCACUACAUGAAUGGCAAAAGGAUGGAUAAUAUUUGAGAGGCUACUCACUGUAGAGCCAUAACCUCCAGUUCCCCCUCUCUUGACCUACAUGAUGGGUGGAGCUGCAUCCUCCAAACACAUCCUAACCCUAACCCCCUCUCUCCAACCAUUAAACAGGUUAAGCUCCACCCUUGAGCUCCAGAGAGGUGAAGCUGGAGGUCAUUAUGCUCUGCAGCGAGCACAACUUGUAAUAUUUUGAUGGAGAAAAAGAAGAAUUAAAUGUAUUCCAUCAUAUGAGAUGAGUCUGUAGGUAAAUUCCAUUAAAUGCACUUAUCUAAUGGCUUGAACUCUUAUGUACCUCUUAUGUUCUGUAAACUCUCUUUUAAUUUGUCAUACAUGUAUUUAAAUACUGUUUAUUUGUUUUUUUGUACUUUUGAUGAGAAAACACGUUUUGUGCAUCUUUUUUUCUUUGAUUUGUUAAAAUCUUUUUUUUAAAUGUAAUGCAGACUUCUGCCUGUGAGAUGCUGCACUUCUGAAUAUUGCAAUGACAGUUUGUUUAAUUUAUAAUAAAGACAAUGAUUUUUACAA
Messenger RNA from Megalobrama amblycephala (Wuchang bream), 4761 nucleotides. RefSeq names its product solute carrier family 16 member 6b (gene slc16a6b). The transcript has 6 exons. Gene Ontology annotation, molecular function: monocarboxylic acid transmembrane transporter activity. The coding region runs from base 400 to 2028 and encodes 542 amino acids. The record is from RefSeq and is a predicted model, not a curated record. NCBI's taxonomy places the organism in Eukaryota, Metazoa, Chordata, Actinopteri, Cypriniformes, Xenocyprididae. Gene Ontology annotation, biological process: transmembrane transport; monocarboxylic acid transport.